AAUCCGACGGAGGUGCAGCGGAUUGGUACCUUGGAUCGUCCCGUCGCGACCUGGACGAGGAGUGCGGGCGCCUCCCGUGCGAGUCGCGCUCGCGCCCCUCGCGCCGAGACGACUCGCGCGGCUCCCUCGUCGUCAUCGUCUUCUCCCCCAUCCGCUACCAGCCAGCCUUUGCUCGGAAAUGGGUUAGGGUUUGUAGCUUGCACCUGGAAUCCGGACCCAGAGAAUGGUGUGGGUUGGGUUGGGCCCGAGGACUAUCUCACUCGACGCCGUGAGCCGGUCUGGUUGGAGACAGCUUUAAGAUUCGUGCUGUAGACUGGCCGGACGCGGCAGGGGACGACCACCACCUCACGGCGCGUGUGUUCGAGCGCGGAGAAAUCAAACGGCACGAGGCAUAACCGCAUCGUGUACCAAAACCCAGAACCCUUGCUUCAAAAAAAAAAAAAAACCCAGAACCCUAGCUUCCGCUGUCGCGCACGGCCAACGCCAUGGAGACGGCUGCCGCGACCGCGAGGCCCGGCGCCGGGAGGAAGCGGCGGCGGAGCCGAUCGCCGCCUCGCGACGGAGAGGGGCCGAGCGGGCUCAAGUGUCCCAGGCUUCGCUUAGAAGGCGACGACGGCGCCAAGGGCGCGUGGGAACACCUCGACCUCGUCCUCUCCCUCCAGGGCAAGGAGCUCUCGCUCGAAAGAAAGAUUGAGCUAGUGGUUGAAUUUUUAACCACACUGCCAAAUAAUUCAAGCCAUGGCCAUAAUGUCCACAACAUUCAGCUAUCACGUCUGGUGUCAUUUAUUGGAAACUGGGUGCAGUCUAUCUUAAAUUUCUCUGAGAAUAGUAAAAGGAUGUUACAGCCUUUUGAUCUGGCAUUGGAUAGUAGAUGCUGGGUAAUUUUGAGAGUUUGUAUUGAAAAGAAGCCAUCCAUUUCAAUAUCUCUGAACCUACUUAAAUCACUUAGUCGUGUUGCAAGGCAUGGUUCUGGCAGAGUUGAUAGCAACACGUCUGCUGACAAUGAAUCUAUUGAGCUCUUCAAACGAGUUUUUGACUGUAUGUCAUUGCUUUUCUCCUCCAAUACAAGAGCCUUUUUCAAUGCAGGUGUGGAUUUAUGGGCAUCCUGUGUCAUCGAGGUUAUCAAUCUUGCCCAAAAGGUUUCAGCUAAUGAAGAGAAUUUCUGCCCUGUUCUUCAGAAGCUUGUAAAUUGCCUCCUUGGGCAAUUCUCAAGCUUCCUGAGAUUUUAUGCAAAUCCGAAGAAUAUUUUCCAUGCCUUUGUUGAUAAGAUUCUUGAACCAUUGUUGGAGCUGUUAGUUUUACUUAAUUCACGAGCAAAUUCCAACAAGCACAAGCACGCAAGAACCAUGUUGAAAAUUGUUGAAGAUGUUUUGUCAAAUGGACUGUUUCAUCCCCAACAUCUUAGUGGGUAUUUUGGUCUCAGGAGUUUGAACAAAUCUUCUGCAGCCAAGGAUAUUAAAGGAAGCUAUCAUAGACAUUUAUUUCAGCGAUUCAAAGGAAUAAAAACAGAAAACAAGGCUGUAUUGCUGGCUGGGUUUGGUUACUUGCUUCAAUUGUUUGUUAGCAGAGCUAGAAAUCAAAGAACAACUCUGGUAUCGAGUGGGACAACUUUGAGUAGGCUGCAAAAAGGCAGUGAGGGUUCUGAAGAACCACAACAACAUAGAGAAUCACUUUUUGAAGUGUUUAUUCAGUUUAUGGAACCCAUGGUGUUAGAGUGUAAAUUGUAUUCCCAAAAAGAAUUUUCUAAGUUAGGGGUGACAAGGCUAGUAGAAGUUCACUGCAUGCUGAAGUCCAUUAAUGUGAUGUUGACAACACUUACUGAAGAGAAGAUAUAUGUUCCUACAGAGGACACAUCGGAAGGAUCUUACUUCAACUUCUUGCAAGAUAUUUACACUGUCUUGAUCUCAAUAUCUGAAAAGAUUUACGAAUUCUGGGUGUCAGCUCUGCAUCUAGAAGAUGUAGGCAUUAAGAAGAUAGUACCUUUAAUGUUUUCGGAGAUUAUUGCUGCAGUUGGUAAUUUUCUAGAAAUUGAGUACAAAGUACUUGGGGAUGACCUUACGAAGUUGUGGUUAAUGAUUUUUGCUUUAUCUGCUAUUAAUGCAUCUUCUAAGGACAUCAAACCCUGUUUCCUGCUAGCUUCAAAGAUUUCAAGCAUUUCAGCCCAAGUGAUUUGCACGUUCAGUGAGCUUCGCCAGGUUUCCCGAUCGAUUUUCAAGCUGUGCGAUGCUGUGAGAGCAUUCAGAGCUGGUGGCCCUGAUGCACUACGGGGCUCAUUUUCAGUGGCUUCUUUAUCGUCCCAGGAAUGUUUGGAAUCAUUGACAACAUUGUUGAGUUCUGAACCAUUGAUGGGUGCUAUUCGUACUUCAAUAAAGUCGAUGCCGCAAGGGCAGUCUAGUCGAUGCAUAGAGGACCUUACAUCAGAUCUCACAGAAACACUGAACUGGAUGACAGGUUGCAGUUUUGAAGAUGAUUUAAGAAAACUGGGAGAACCCUCCAUUGCCAGGAAGUCUGUUUUUUGCCAGAAAGCUGAACUUCUUGGCAGGCACUUAUCUGAAGUAUACACUACUGUUCUUGACUCAAUAACUGUCACAGCUUCAAAUAGUACACUGGUAGGAAAAUCUAUUGAAAGGUUAGUCAAUGCAGUCCAACCGAACUUCAGUCAUUUGGUCAGAAAUGAAUCAAAAAAUUCAAGUGGAUUCAUUUCCUCAAUCAUGGAAAAAUGUAUAUCUAAAAAACAACAUGCCAGCUUGCAGAAGAUCCCAAGUUUUUCCUGGAUCUGUGCUUUUUUCUUUCGCCUAUAUAUAUCGUGUAGAGGUUUGUAUCAGCAAUGUAUUUGCCUCAUGCCUCCAGAUGUAGCCACAGAAGCAACAAAAUUAGUGGGGAAUCCGUUCAUUGUGUGCUCAGGAAAGGAAUGGACCAAUCCAGCCAAUAUUCUCGGGAAGGGUUAUUUUGCGUUGAUUGUCGAAAAUUCAAACUCCCUUUUGGAUGUUAUUGAGAGUUUAUCACAGUCUCUUUCAAGAAAUUGUGCUUCUUUUGCUCCACUUGCUUACACCUUUCAUGUGAUGGCUCUGCAGAGGCUCAAUGACCUUAACAAGCAGACUAAGGCUUUUCAGUUUUUGCUUGAAAAUGAUGCUUGGCAACUAGAUAAGGAGGAUAUUAGGAACACUCAACUAUUAGAGGAAUCUUGCAGCCUCGAGGCUGCUAAAUUGGCGAGUUUUAUGAUGAGUUAUGUGAAGCUGUUAUGUUCAGGAGAAUAUGGUCCUCUUGGGUGUUAUAAAGUUAGUGGUUCCUGGGAUUUGAGUCUAUGUUCCUUAGAUGAAGGUUCUUUUCCUAUAGCAACUUGGCGGCUUCUGUGUGAAAACAUUGAUAUUUGGAGCUCUCAUGCUUCUAAGAAGGAUUUAAAGAACUUCUUCUCUAAUCUGAUAAGGUUUUCUUUUGUUCAAAAGGGAUCCACCAGAGAUAAGGAGAACAAUGAUACUCAAUCUUCAUUCAGAGAAAUGACUUUGCAUAGUAUUUCUGUGGGGGUCCUUUGUGAUACAAUUAUUUAUGAUCAAAAGGUGCUUUUGAAGAAUUUGGCAUCAAGUUUUUGCCAUGCUUUGAAGAAAUCGUUAUCUUUUUUCAACUACCCUGAUGAAGAUAAUGUCCUUUUGGACUCUUCCCCUAAUUUAAUGGAGACAAUGAGUAACCUGGAAAAUGGGAAGUUGAUUGGUACAGAUUCUGGUGCUAUGCAUGUCCACUGCAAAAACAAACAGUGGAUAUGCGAGGAUUUACUUGAAUUUUUUAGUGCUGUACCUGGAUUUCAUGCAAACUCCAAGUCAACCGCACGGCUUAUAAACUACAUUCUCCAUCUUGAAAGAAUGCUGCUACUGAAAUUGCUAGGUCUUCGUUGUGAAUCCUGCAAUCCCAUGAAGUUACUGCAUUUGUUUAUAUGUUGUCGUAGGGUUAUGAUAAAUCUCAUAUUGAAAAUCGGGAAAGAGCACCUGGAGUCAAAGCAAUACUUGGCCUUUUCAGAAAUUUUUGGUAACUCGUAUUCUCUUGUUUGGUUUUUGCGAUCUGCUGAGAAAAUUGUUGGUUCGUCAGAUAGAAUAUUUGAUGAGUGUAAUGAUGAGGUGCAUAGUAUGAUGUUCUCCUUGUUAGACAAGACAUCAGAAUUAUUUUCUACACUAGCUAGUGUGAAUUUAUCAUUUUGCUUGUUGUAUUACAAGAAACAAAUUAAAUUGUCCCUGAUUGGUAGCCCUAUUGAAAUCGAGGCUUCAGAACAUGAUGGCCAGACAUUUGAUAUACAAGAAAAUUCCGCCUUGGAGUGUGUCAAAAGCAUGGCUGAACUGUUACAGAAGAGUACAACCGGAAUACCUGUUAUUACAGUAAAGGACAGCAAGUGUGUUAUCAAACUAGAAAACUGCCGUACUGCUGUAUGCUGGAAAAGAUUGUCUUGCAUCAUGUCUUGCAUUUGUGGAUUCUUGUCGGGGAUCAAUUCGGCAUUAGAGGGUGCAUUCAAAAAUCACCCAGUAGCAACCUCAGAGGAAAAGAAAAUGUUGCUUCAGUAUUGUUCAAGAUUUAGCCAUCAUAUUGCUAAGCUUGAGACCUUUGUAGAUAUUUGCCUUCAUGUGUUGUUUAUGGAUAACAAGGGUUCUGGCUCUAUUGAUUUGAUCUCUGUUCGUCUUCCUCAAGAGCUGGAUUGUGAGAACGGUUUUCUGAAUAUUGAUGCAGUCAUGGAUGGCAGGACAAAGUGUGGAAGUCGUGGUCUUGACAUAUCUAAGCUACAAUACAUGGAAAAUAUUCUUUUGGAAAACCUAUUGAAAGGUGAAUAUCCACUCACAGCAUUCACUUUGAGGGAGGUCUACAAUGUAUCUGCUGCUAUUGUUAAGCUGCACGGCAACCUAUCCUUUCCAAGCGAUGUUUCUAGGCAGACAUGCAGCCCUGUCCAACAGCUUUCACUGGGUACCAUGCUUGGGACAGCUUUCUUCACUCUACAGAAAGUUGCAGACAUGUCUAGCUGGCCUCAUAAGUUCUGUCUUGUAUGGAUUGAUGGGGUAUUAAGAUAUCUUGAAGUUUUAGGGAGUGCCUGUACAUUGCCUGAGCUCAACAUCUCAAUAGAAUUGUAUACUCAGAUAGUAAAUGCCCUAUUGAGGGCUAUUGGAAAAUGCAUCUUACUUCAAGGGAAGAGUGCAACUCUGCCUACUCAUGAGGUUGGCUCAAGCACAAAAACACUUCAAUUACAGAAUGCAUCUGGUUAUGCCUUUCCUAGGGAUCUCAUUUAUAGGCAGAAUAGGUUAAAUUCAUUGAAAUCAAGGCUUCGGAUGUUACUUGGAAAAUUUGUCAAUAUUGCAUCAAACACACAUCUAAAUGCAACUCUACAAGUAAUUGAAAGGGCAUUGGUUGGAGUGAAUCUGUAUAGUCAUUCAAUAUAUGAAGUUUGUACUGGAAAUCCUGAUGGUGGGACAGUUUCUUCUGAUGUUGCCGCUGGGAUCGACUGUCUAUAUCUGGUUCUUGAUUUUGUGCCAGGAAAUAAGCGUGUUUUUAAGAGAACUGUCCCAGGCCUAGUUGGUGCUUUAUUCAACAUUGUACUACACCUUCAGAGUCCACUUAUUUUCUACAUUCAAAAGAUGCCACCUCAUUGUAGUGAGUUCCAUCCAGAUGCUGGAGCCGUUGUUCUAAUGUGUGUGGAGGUUAUCACGUCAUUUGUUGGAAGGCAUUCUUUUCAAAUUGAUGCAUCUCAUGUUUCCCAAUGCCUGCAUGUUCCUAUGACACUUUUCAAAGGGUUCAAAGGACUUCUUGCUUGUCGUAGUAUAUCACGAUCUUCAGCAAAGUAUUGCACCGAAAGUGUAGAGCAACAUGCAGAUCAUGAUGAAUAUAUACUCGAUAGACAAUUUUCAGUAGAUAUCUAUGCUGCAUGCUGCAAGUUAUUGUGCACUACUCUUCGGCACCAACAACGUGAGAUUGGCCGGUGUGUGCCACUCCUGCAGGAUUCAGCAAGCAUACUGCUCAGUUGUUUGGAGUCUACAGAUUCUAAGAUGGUUAACAUGGCUGGGUGUUUUGCUUGGAACAUGGAGGAGGCACUAAAAUGUGCUUCAUUUUUUAGAAGGAUCUAUGAAGAGAUGCGUCAGCAAAGGGAAAUUAUAGGAAAGCACGCCAUGCAUUUCCUUGCUGGUUAUAUUUCCAUGUUUUCUGGGCAGGGUCCUUUUCAGACAGGGAUAACACGCGAAAUUGACGAGGCCUUGAGACCUGGUGUGUAUUCCCUGAUUGAUAUAUGCGAGGAAAGUGAUUUUCAACAGCUCCACACAUACCUGGGUGAGGGCCCAUGCCGAACCACACUAGCUGAUCUGGUGCAUGACUAUAAAUUACACUUCCAGUAUCAGGGCAAGAUCUAAGACAGCCUGUCAUUUAUUUUUGAAAUGAUUGAUGGUUACUACGGCUGCAUAGAAAAACCUUGAGCCCCAGCUUCUGAAGGAUCUUGAGUUUUGGACUUUUGGGUGGACUAAUUUGGCUUAUUUGCUGUGCACUGACUUCUGAUCAAGGAUACAUGGUGGCGACGAAAGGUUUCAGAUCAAUAUAUACCGUAUAGAUUAAAUUUCGAAUUCAAGCCAUACAAAUAGAAGAUUGGUUUCUGAUUUCACUGUUCUUGUUUCACAGAUUUAAGGCUUGUCAAAUCAACCGUAACAUAUAAGAAGCAGAUCAUCCAUAAGAUCUAUAGCUGCCCAGUGCUGUUCCAGAAAUUGACCUGGUAAUAUAUUAAGAAAGAGUAAUCUUGUGUCCUGCUGAAGUUCUGGUUUUUGUCUUGAUCAACCAAAUAUACAAAUGCUUCUGGUGCAAUCCAGCAUUAUAUUUAGCAUUCAUAAACAAGGUCCCCUUAUUCUGUUUUGCACUUUUGUUUUUGUUGUUUUUCUUUGACACACACACAGUUACCGAGCAUCCAGAUCACUCUUGUGCGCAUGUUUGGUGAUGUGCACUUAGCUCUUGACACCACAGUUCCAUCUGAAGCUGCCGACUAGGUCAACUUGUGAGUCGCGGAUAAUCGAUGCUCCUAGAGGAGUCGUGGUCGGUGUCAAUUCACGGCCAUGAGAGAAUAUCUGAAGUGAUAGGAAGAGGGGAUAAGGGAACCAUGGAAGGUGUGAUGUACUACACAUGGUGGGGGCGUGCGGAGGAAUUAGGUGGAUGCGGCAACAAGAUAGCCGAGAGAGGGACCAAAAGCUGGCGCACACACGUACGCCGUAGCCACUAUCAUUGGAUAAAAAGCGUUGCUAGGCCACCGGGAUGAAUCAGAUUCCCACGAUAUGUUAUCCAACUAUGUUCAGGCUCUGUCCAUGACUGGACACUUCAACCUGAUCCACAUGUGUUUAGUAUGCGCCCCCACUGUGCUCUGCAUCUGGUUAUGUUAAUUUUUCCAAUGUUUAUUUGCUUGCAUACAACAGAAGCUUCGCAAUUUUAUCAUCCGUAUCGUUGCGUUAUGAAGUCUUAUAGUCUGCCUUGGAAUGGAA
This is a messenger RNA of Panicum virgatum (switchgrass), 7478 nucleotides long. RefSeq lists its product as uncharacterized. Gene Ontology annotation, biological process: ribosome biogenesis. The coding region runs from base 486 to 6371 and encodes 1961 amino acids. Gene Ontology annotation, cellular component: nucleolus. The transcript is spliced from 10 exons. The record is from RefSeq and is a predicted model, not a curated record. Lineage: Eukaryota; Viridiplantae; Streptophyta; Magnoliopsida; Poales; Poaceae.